GAAUCGGGGGGCAGGCCUGGGAUUUCCAUUGCGAACUGCGCUCUCCGCCUGCUGUCUCGGGUUAGCGUGCACGCCACGCCACCUAACCUGGAACUCUGCUUCAGGCACCCCCCAGUGCUAAGAUCGGGUAGGGCGUCAGCGACGACGGCUUUCGAGGUUGCGCUUUGCGACCGAUCCCACUCGCAGCGUUGGUCAGACCACGAAGCCGGCCGAGAUUGCGAACCUGCGCCAGCGCCUCGGACUACUUGCGAGUUAUGGAUUUCCUCAAGUCGGCUGUCGCAUCCGCGAUUGCCAAAGGGCCGCCCUUUCCAUACACGUUUGGCGACAAGGUCGACCUCGACCCCUCCAUCUGGGCCCUCUACAACGGCACGCGACGUGAGGACGGUUCCAACUGCAGCAUCUUCUCCUUCGACAUCACCGCCAACCGCUCCGCCCUCCCGCUGGCCCGAAACGCGCUGAAGAAACUGCGGACACUGCGACACCCGGGCGUCAUCAAGGUGCUGGACACUGUCGAGUCAGAUUCGUACAUCUACAUUGCCACCGAGCGACUGGUCCCUCUGCGGUGGCACGUUAAACGAAAGAGCUUGAGUCCAGAAACCACAAAAUGGGGUCUCUACAGCAUAGGGCGUACCAUCAAGUUCAUCAACGACGAGGCGUCGUCGAUCCACGGCAGCCUCAAAGUUGCUUCCAUCUUCACAUCUGAAAGCGGCGAAUGGAAGUUGGGAGGCUUCGAGGUGCUGAGCAAUGUCAAGGACGACGACGCCGUCAUUUACACAUAUGGUAGUCUUGUUCCCGACUCGGGCCGCUAUACGCCGCCCGAGCUAGCAAGGUCCGGCUGGGAUGCUAUCAAACGCAGUCCCCAUUCGGCCGUUGACUCGUUCGGGUUUGGCCUGCUGGUCUUUGAAGUGUUCAACGGCAGCUAUAGCGGGACCGACCAGGCUGGACAGACGAAGAAUAUUCCUCCUAGCAUGCAUUCAAGCUACAAGCGCUUAGCUAAUGCAAACCCCAAAGCGAGGCUUAGCGUCGGCCAUUUCCUCGACCAAGGACUACGGAGCGGCUCCUUCUUUGAUACCCCCCUAAUUAAACUUACUGACGGCGUUGAAAACCUGGGAGUAAAGACAGAAUCAGAGCGAGAGGAGUUCUUGGAUGAUCUUGGCCAACUAAGCGAUGACUUCCCCGAGGACUUUUUCAAGAUGAAAGUCUUGCCCGAGCUGCUAAAAUCAGUUGAAUUUGGCGGCGGAGGGCCCAAGGCCUUUGCGGUGGUUAUGAAAAUCUCUGCAAAAUUAUCAAACGAUGACUUUGAUACGAGAGUCACCCCGGUGCUUAUUCGGCUAUUCGGCAACCCCGAUAGAGCGAAUAGAGUAUGCUUGUUAGACAAUUUGCCUCUCAUGAUCGAUAGACUUUCGCAAAAGGUGGUGAACGAUAAGAUCUUCCCGCAAAUAGUUACGGGGUUCACAGAUAUCGCACCUGUUGUGAGAGAGCAGACACUGAAGUCGGUCUUGACACUCAUCAAUAAGCUCUCAGACCGCACCAUCAACGGAGAGCUGUUGAGAUAUUUGGCCAAAACGGCCAACGACGAGCAGCCGGGAAUCCGGACUAACACCACGAUAUGUCUUGGCAAGAUCGCCAAGAAUCUCGGGCCUUCAUCAAGAGUUAAGGUGUUACUAGCGGCUUUCAGCCGCUCACUUCGCGAUCCCUUUGUCCAUGCCCGCAAUGCGGCCCUCUUAGCCCUGGCGGUGACGGGCGAGUAUUUCUCGGACGAGGACUGCGCGACGCGCGUGUUACCUGCCAUCUGCCCUCUGCUGGUUGACAAAGAAAAACAAAUCCGAGACCAGGCGGCCAAGACGAUCGAAGUAUAUUUCCAAAAGGUCAGAAAAGCUGCUGCCGCCAUGCCCGACUCGGCCCUCCCGCCAGAAUCCACCUCGCCAGGAGUGCCACGGAUGAGCACGCCUCAGCCAGGGCAGCAGGGCCAGUCAGGCCAGCCGGCGUCCUCUUCAGCGUCUUGGGCUGGAUGGGCCAUCUCCUCCUUCACCAACAAGCUCUCUGCAGCGGCGGGCGAUAUCGAGUCCUCCAACGGGGCUGCUGCGUCGGCGCCAUCGGCAACGGCCAACAAGCGCCAAGUCCCAACAGUCGUGCCAGCCUCGUCCUCGGCGUCCACACUGCACCGCCAGGCCCUCAAGUCUCCACCUCUCGGAUCCGCUUCGGCGCCCCUCUCCCGGACCUCGUCGUCUGGGGGCUUUGGUGGCGAGUCCUUCUUCCCCGACCCGGAAGUCGUCGAUGACGACGGCGAUGCCUGGGGCGACAUGGACGACGGAACGGGGGAGGCCGACGACUUUUUCGGCGACGCCAACGACACCCCUACUUCACCACAGACGAACUCCCUAUCCUCAUCCACGACACUGCCCUCGAAAAAGAGCUCGGCAGCGCCCGCAGUGCCCUUUGACGACAGCUCCGAGCCCGACUUUGCCGGCUGGCUCGCGGCGCAGGCGCAGAAGAAGAGCGGCGGGCUGGGCGGGAAAGGCUUGCCCAAGGGCCUGUCCAAGGCGUCGACCACCGCUGCCGCGCCUGCAAAGAAGCCCUUGCCGGUGGCUGUGUUCAAGCCAAAGACACAGCCUGUUGCGGCUAAGAAGCUGGACAUGAAGCCAAAACAGACGGACGAAGAUGACGGCUGGGGGGACGGCUGGUAGGUACAGCUCCCGUAAGGUUAAUAUGAGACAGGGCAGACUCUAGGAGAGAAGGGUAGAAAAUAUUUUUGUGCAACUUUCUUUUCUUCUGAAUACUUAUUACUACCUUAACCACCCCCAGCCUGGUUAUAUAUGUGUAGCCAUUUUAGUCUUGGGGGGCCGAUACUUAGACGGCUUUGUCAUGACCUCCUGGUUUUAGAGGUCUCGCCUUUUUGAAGGUUUGUGGGUAGAUACGAAGUACCUUGGCAAGUAACUUUAUCUGUUCUUGAGCUUUUGAGCUUUUCAGGACUGUCAAUUUCCAGAGGAUAUUGUUCGUGAUAUCUAGAUCAUACCACUGAUGGUUUGCCUAAGAGAGAGUGUAGUGGUACUACAAGGUGGGGGUAAAAUGGAUUGGUUGUCUUGUUCGAUUCUAGGAAGGGAAUGGUUGUGGUGUGUGC
Molecule: messenger RNA, 3121 nt
Organism: Lasiosphaeria miniovina
Lineage: Eukaryota; Fungi; Ascomycota; Sordariomycetes; Sordariales; Lasiosphaeriaceae
Product: armadillo-type protein
Exons: 7
Coding region: 255-2687 (810 amino acids)
Biological process (GO): protein phosphorylation; tRNA export from nucleus
Cellular component (GO): cytoplasm
Molecular function (GO): protein kinase activity; ATP binding
Source: RefSeq, a predicted model, not a curated record